UAUAUAUUUUAUUCGACAGUUUCAAUCCACCAAGGUUAGAGCUGUUAAAUUAGUAACUACCUUUACUGAAAAUGGGAAAGCAAUAAAGCUACGACCGCCUACCAAGUUAGCUGGGAUAAAUUUCACUUUUUAAAAUUCAAACCAACGAAUUAUCAACAUGGGAGGGCUAUCUAUGAAACCGGAUGGUGACGUCCAGGGGUCCAAACUCGCUAGGAGGGUGGCGGAGAAUGAAGCGACAGAAGUAAGGAUAGCUCCCGAAGCUAGAGUAAAGGAAAAGAAAGAAAGCAAAAUGAAGCUUGGUCCCUUUGAGUUUGAUACAACUUACCCAAGGACUAUCCCGGGUUUUGUGAGGAUUGUGCAAGUGCUUACUCUUAUCGUUGCCUUAGUAUGUCUCAUCAUCGCGUCAAACUGGCCCGACAAAGGAACAUACACAUUCUACUGUUUGUUCCUCGUGUUCGGGAUUCUUAUAAGCGGAUAUCUGUUGUUCACUGUCAUGGCUUCAAGCAGAGGGAAAACGUUUCUAUUCGGUCUCUCUUGGAUUACCACGGAACUUAUAUACUUCGCGUUGUUCGGUUUACUCAUAUUUAUUGGGGCUUGCCUCGCUGCAAGUAAGUCAGCUGGGAACGCAGGAUUGAACGCAUCGUCGGCGUUCGGUUUCAUCUCUAUCAUCACGUUCGCUUAUUACUUCUGGAUAACUUGGAAACUUCGUGGAUCAGAAGAAGAAGAAGAUGUUAAAGUUGAAGACAAGAACGAAGUUGAAUCAGGGAGGAAGUCGGUUGCGUCAUCAGGGUCAAGAAAUGUGGAGGAAAAUGAAGAACGUCGCCCGGAGAGUCAGCACAGUAUAAGGCGAUUCCCGUCGGUUAGUUCACUCCCUCCCCACCUAACCGACCAGAUUUACGAGAACGGCAAUAACCCUCCCCAAGAUACUGUAAGCUUCCAUCAACGCCCUCACAGCGCUUCAGAGAAAGACUCUGCAUACAGCGAAGGCGAGUUAACCCCAACCCGAGGAAAGGUUAUACCACCUAAGAUGCGACGAACGGGCAGUGGGUAUGGUAUGGACCAUCCUGAGAUGUCAAACGUAUUGCAUCGUCAACCAUUGUCACAUAUGACGCAUCGGUACGGGAGAAGCGGGGAAAACAGAAAUGCAUACGGAUACCCACGAGAGCUUGCCACCAGUUCGUUUGUAAACCAGGGAUUCCAACCUAAUGUGUCAAGAUUUGAGACUGACGAUCUUCACCGAUCAAGGGGCGGCAAAAAGUCGAUGCCAGAUUGGCUGAGGGCCGCACUUGGUGAAGAGGUUGGGCAAGAUAACAUGGAAGAUGAGGAGAGCCAAGACUUUGGUCCUCCACACAUGACGAGGAACGCAACGAUGCCCUCGAUUAAACAGAAAGAGUUUCCUCUUCUUAAUACAUCAGAUGAGGAGUCGAUAUGUUAUCCCUCUAUUUCACAAAACGGUGGAUUAAUCAGUAGAGAGGCAUUUAGAUCAAGGCAACAUCAGACUCUUCCACAUGGUAAGAGGAGAAGAAGAAGAAGCACGGGUACAGGGAUCAAGUCCCACCAUUCCCACCACCAUGGACACCAUCAACACCAAAGACAUCACCGUCAUGGGAGCAAAAGGUCAAGCCACCAUCACGGGAGAAGACGUCAUCAUGAACAUCAUCACCAUCAUAGAGGGAGGCACCCACCCAAUGGAGCACAUGAGGAUUACUUGCGUAAAGUAAUGGGAAAUGAUGAGCUUGUUAUGAGAGGAGGACAUGACCCUCAUGAUCUCAGAAGAGAUGACAAGCUCCCUGGGUUCCAGCCACACCAAGGGAAGCCUAUUGAGACAGGUAAGAGGAGAGUUAUCCCAGAGCAACCAAUAUCAAUCCAGUUCCCAGAGCAUUCAAGGUGGGAGGAUGAAGGGAUGAUGGAAAAGUAUUUCUCUGGACAUCAAAGGGAUUAAUUUGUAACAACUGAACUGAACUGAACUGAACUAGAUGUAUGGACAAGAAUUAUCUCUUGGAUAAAAAGGCAUUUAAAGAUUAAACCAACAUGAUUCUGGUCUUCUGGAUAUGUCUAAAUCCGGAUUAGCAUUCAAAUGUUGGAUAAACAUCAAAGGAAUGAAACUCAUCAACAUGUUUAAUCUAAUCAUGGAAAUAAAACUUGAGUAAGUGAAAAAGUGUUUCAAACAUUGGAAAUACAUUAAAUGAAUAUUCUUCUGCUUCAGCAUUUGUAAAUAUAAGGUGCACAUUUAACUUCAGGAAGAUUGGUGCUGCACCCAUGGAUCGUCUGCACUUUAUUUAGCCAAAUUGCACCUAUAGAUCAUUUGACUUCAUAAAGCUUAUGAUUGUAGCUUGGUUAAAGUUACUUCACACGCAUGGCGCUUUUGAAUUAGAAAACUAAUUCUCUAUGCAGUAUAUUUAAUAUAUAUAUAUAUAUAGAUUGCAGUUGUUUAGAAUAAUUGUGGUUUAUAAAUAUAUUUAUUUAAAGUUUUCUUAAAAAUUUAUAGCAUUUAUUAAACACAAGAACGCAGCCUAUAUAUAUGGCACUUCAUUUUCAAACGUUUGGUUAUAAAACUAAAACCAUCUAAGUGGUAUGUUAUAUACAUGUAGACUGUUAUGUUUGUAAUGAAACUGAACCACCCAUGUUUUAUGCACCUUAAUGUUGGGCAAGGCUCCGACAUAACUUUGGUGUAGCUAGCUACAUGGCGCAUAUUUGUGUAAUUGGUUAUUAAGUAUUUUGUGCCUGUUUAUCUUUGAAUUAUGAUUCUGUAUGAAAUUUAGCUUUUUUAGCUACUUGGUAGUAGACGCUUUGAUUCUUUUCUUAUCGCACAAAUAUAUUUGAAGUAAAAAUACCGCA
Molecule: messenger RNA, 2838 nt
Organism: Ciona intestinalis (vase tunicate)
Lineage: Eukaryota; Metazoa; Chordata; Ascidiacea; Phlebobranchia; Cionidae
Source: RefSeq, a predicted model, not a curated record